CUCUGGCCACACUGGGUCGAAACCUUAACGAAACUGGCUGGUUGCGGGUCGAGUGUUUAUUAAUUUUUAAGCGAUUUUCGCAGACUAACUUCACUUCGCCGGAAUUAGUUAGUCAUAAAUUAAGGGCUGGCCGGCCCGAAAAGCACUUCUUUUAGAAAUUGGUGUAUUACACCUGAAAUCCGUGAAACCCAGAUACUAAAAGAAAAGUGAGACGAAAAGCGAAUAUACACAAAUAAGCUGGCAAAUUGAAAAGAAAAGUUCUAAAUUAACAAAUAAAACAGCAAAAUUAAAGCCAAGAAUCGGAGGAAAAGCCCACUGCUGUCUGUGCGGCGGCGUCUCAGUGAACUUUCCGUUUUUCCGAUCCGCGACGAGGGUGGAAAACGCGUGAAAAACCGAAACGAAAAUCCUGCGUGUGUGUGUGCAAAUAAUGUGAAUUAAAAUCGCCUGGUAAAAUAAAAAAGUUUGCCAAAAAAUAAAAGGUAGAGGACGUGGAAAAUGGGCAGAAAGGCGGAGUGAAAGAUGGGCGACUAUUAGUGCGGGAGCAGCUUCAAAAUCCAGUUUCGGGCUGCAAGGCGUGUCAGGAUUGAAAUCGAACCACCACCAACACAAUCAGCAACAACAGCAAAAACAGCCGCUUUGAGCCAAUUUUGUUGGCCCUUUUCGUGGUUAUUCCUGUUUGACUUCAUUUUCACCCAGCUUUCGCCGCAGAAUUUUGCAUUUCGGAAGACAAAAUGUCGACGCGCUCGCAAUUAACCAAGGACCUCAACGAAAGCGUCAAAUCCAUUCUGGGUCGCCACACAAAGAUACUCGUCAAGUAUAUGGUCAAAUUGGAGACGAAAGGCGAUAAGACGGAGAAUCGUGUUCUGGUUUUUACCCCCGUGAGGGUCUAUCUGCUCAGUGCCAAAGUGCCCACCAAGAUCGAAUGCCAUUUCCACUACCUGGACAUUGUGGGAGUCGAGAGCAAGAAGUCCACCCAUUUCUCCAUUGUCACCAACGAUCGGCCAUACUCGUUUGUCACCACCGGCGAUGCGGGCAAUUUCAGCUCGAACGCUGAUGUCAUUCUGACCGAUCUGGCCUCGGCCAUCAAGCAGAUAUUCCCGACAGUUCCUCUAAAGUACAUCAUCCGAAAGAUCGAUAUACAGCCACCGGAGCGGGAGAUCAUUUUCUCCGAGGAAUUCCGACCCUCCGAUCCCCGAAAUGUGGGUCCUUGUGGGGGAUUCAGUGCCCAGUACGCCUGCAUGUGCGACUUCCAUGGAGUUCCGUAUCGCGAGGAGGUGGCCUGGGAUGUGGACACCAUCUACCUGUCCCACGACACGCGAGUCCUCAACCUGCGCGACUUUGACCACCUGGAACCAAAAGACUUGAUGGCCAUUGUUUCGGCGCUGGAAUACAACACGUUUUUUCGUGGCCUGAAGGCUGCCCACAUGCGAUUGUCCCACGAAACCCUGGAACGCAUCCUGCAUGUCCUCAAGCGUUCGAUGUGGCUGGAGGAGCUGCAUCUGGAGGCAUUGGGUUUGAGAUGGGAUUUCCUUAACAAGUUAUCGAUAUCUGUGAUAACGAAUAGCAAUCCCGCCAUUCGCACCAUCGAUCUGAGCCACAAUAUAAUUGAGGAUAAAGGUGCCAUCCAUCUGGCAGGACCCAUAGCAAAGGUGUCCAAGGGCCUGUGCAAAUUGGCCUUGGCCCACUGCGGAUUAACUUCGAAGGGAGUCAACCAGAUGUCGCACUCGCUGACGCUCAAUCAAAGUAUUUCCAACUCGCUCACGUAUCUAGACCUAAGUGGUAAUAGUCUCAAAGAUGAUAUAACCAAUCUGCACAAUUUCCUGGCUCAACCCAAUGUGCUGGAGCACUUGGAUCUGGCCUCGACUGACAUCACGCUGGAGAACUUGUUCGGAGCUCUGUUGCGCGGCUGUGCCACGCAUUUGGCCCACCUGAAUGUAUCGCACAACUCGUUCAGCACCAAGAAGGGCAAGGAGAUCCCGCCCUCGUUCAAGCAGUUCUUCACCAGCACCUUCAGUUUGAAGCACCUCAACAUCGCUGGCUGCAAACUACCCAUGGAGGCGCUGAAGAACCUGCUCCUUGGUCUGGCCUGCAAUGAAUCCACUGCCGGACUUUACCUCGAUCUCAGCAGCAACACGCUGGGCGCCCAAGGUGCCCAUGUGCUGGAGUCCUGCAUCCAUGGCGUGCGAGUGCUGCAGAGCCUGGAUAUAAGCGAUAAUAAUCUGGAUGCUGAGUUGGCAUCCGUGCUGACGGCCAUUUCGAAGAACCCUUCGAUCCGAACGCUUCACCUCACUCGCAGCCUCACGGGCAUGAAGCCGAAGUACAUUCCACCCGUAAUGGACGCCCUAGUGAACCUCAUCCAGAAGGACGACUUCCCGCUGGCCGAGCUGGUGCUGUCAGAGAACAAACUGAAGCACGACUUGCACGACUUUAUCAACGCGCUGGGCAGCAACCAGAGUCUCCAGAAGCUGGACAUCAGUGGCAACUUCAUGGGCGAUGUGGGCGCACGCCUGCUGGCCAAAGCUCUGCAGAUCAACAACAGGCUGCGCACCAUUUACAUGGACAAGAACGGGGUGACGCUGCAGGGCUAUGCGGAUAUAGUGUACGCACUGGAGCACAACCACAGCAUGCGCACCAUUCCCUUCCCCGUCUUCGACAUCGCUCCGCAUCUGAAGAGCCAUCCGGACAAGACGGAUGCGGUGAUGCGGAAGAUGCAGGAGCUGCUGCAGCGCAACUGCAACGGACUGAAGCGGACCACCGGCCAGGGAUUCCGGCUGCAGCACGGCUUCAUGCUCUCAUCCACGCACCAGCUGGUGGACAAGUUGGUGGCCGAGACCCAGGACACCAUCUCGCUGGCCAAGGGAGGCAGUGAGUCCGCCUCGGCGGUGCAGCGAUUGAUAACCGAUGCCGAGAACUGCAAGCAGCUGAUGCCCAAACUUCAGGAGGCCGUUCGCAACGACAGCCACCCCAUCGAGAUGAAGCUGACCCGAGUGGCCAGCGAGCUGGGCUACACGAUCAAGAGCUAUCUGGAGGAGACGCUCGAGACGAUGAUGCGCACCGGCAUCGAGCAGUGUCCCAAAACACUGGGCAACCAGAUCGUGGUGCAGGAUCUUCGCAAGGCUCUCGCCGAGCGUCUGGUGGUGCCGGAUGAAUUCCUGCAGGUCUGCCUACUCAACAAUGCGGGCAGCGAGAUCAUGAACAAAGUUGGUGAGAUCGAACAAUCCCUGGCCGCCGCCAUCUCGGAUCGGGCCACAGAUGAGGUGCUCGAGGCCCUGACGCGCUACCGCCGUGGCAUGGGCAUCGCGGAGUCGCCAUCGGUGCUGCUGGACGAACCGCAGACGCCGGACAUCGUGCGCAGUCGCUCCAGCCAUGAUGCGGAUGGUUUGAUCAUACGACCGGGUGGACGAGGCUCGAUACUGCCCAAACUGGGCUUGGAAUCGCCCACUAAAUUGGAAUAUCUCAACCUUGCCACUCCGCAUCUGCCCACCAAGCGGCGCAGUCUGGCCAAGAAGGUGCGUCCACAGUCCGUGGUGGAGAAUCUCAGCCUGGGCCACUUCCCCGACCUGCUGGAGUCGCCCUCCUCGCAUCGCUCCAGUUCCCAGUUGUCCGCUCGGGCAGCUGCAGGUGCCGCCGCCUUGGCGGGAGCCACCAACAUGACCGACAGCAUCGCGGCCAUCGACGACGGGGGAGUGGACGAGUGCUGCGACUCGAUCACCGAGCUGCCCAGCGCUUCGUUCCAGCUGCAGCACCUGGUCAAGGGCCGGCCGAAGCGGGCCAAGACGCGUGCUCCCACCCGGCCGUUGGUCACUGCCGAGUGUGCCGGUGGGAGUCGGGAGAUCGGCGAGGGAUUGGAGCACUUCUUCCGUCCCGGAUCGGUGACGCCCACCACUCUGACUCCUCUGGUUUCGCCCACCUCGGAGGAAUGCAGCUCGCUGUCCUUCGUGGACAGUCCUACGAUGAGCCGCGAUGGCAACGGACACAUGACCUCCGAGGAGACCACACCCAUUCUGGAGGAGCGCCGACCAAUCAAAUUGGAGCGCCAGUCACCAUUGCUCAAGAGUGCCUCAUGGGCUACACGCUCCCGCUCUACGGACAAUUUGGAGAAGUAUUCGCCGCUGGUGGGUCGUAAAUCGCCGUUGGUCAAGAUGCGAACAGAAGGCGGACCUGGUUCGGGAACUGCUGGUGGAGCUGAGGAGACAGCCGCGGCCAGCUCUAACCUUCUGAAGGCAAACAACCGCGAGGACAAAACCCGUUCGCCCAGCAGCGACUCGAUCAAAAGCCAUGCCACCGGCGAGGGUAGUGUGAUUGUGAAGACGGGCAAUGGCAUCCUGCGAACUCCCAUUGUGCUGCAGAAGCCCCGACCCUGGUCGGUUGUUGGCAGCGAGCCAAAGGCAAGCGGAGACCUUAUAACAGGCAACGGAAACGCCGACUCCAGCAAGACCACGCCGGAAAAAGUGGAGGAAGAUGAUGUCGAGGUAGUGACCUUCGGGACGAGCUGCGGUGGCUCCAUUGUGGGCAUCACGCCGGGAAUAGCCUUAACAGCGGGUGGCGGUGGUAGCAUUGUGGGCAUUACACCAGGAGCUGCCCUAGAGAAGAAGUCUGUGCGAGAACUAGCAGCGGGACUCAAUAGACUGGAACUCCCCCUCAAGCCGCCCGUAAUGCCCAGAACCCUGCUGAACGCAGCAAAUGCCCGCACGAGCACCUCCUCGACGGGGUCCACCUCCAACGGUGGGUCAGUCACCUCAUCCACCUCGACCUCAAGCACAACGACGACAGUAUUAAACCAGAGCCAGACGCGAUCGAGGAUCGUCAGCUCGACGAGCAGCACUGGCAGCACCGAGACCAUCACAGAGCACAGCAGCAUUAGCAGCUCGUCCAGCAGCCACGAGAAGCAGCAUGCCAAGGCCUGCGCGAGUCUUAUUAGCAACGAGAUCCUGAGCAUGCGCAACGGUCAAUUGGGAGCCAAGUCGGGAAGCUGUGCAGAGAGCGGCGGCGUGAAGCGGAUCGCGGGAAAGGAGAUCUCAACUCUAUUCGAGGAGACAUUAGUUGAAGAACUGCAGCAGAGCAUGGCGAACAGGCGCGUGUUUAGAGACUCGCCCUACACAAAGGAGGAUAUCGUUGAUUUAUAGGUGUUCUAAUUAUAUGCUCAACAUUCCCUCACAUCGACCCCUAGUCCUCACCUGCCCAACCUGCGACAGUCUUGCGUGAUCGAUCGUAGGGCUGAUGAUAAGAUUAAGUGAUGAUGAUGAGAAGAAAUGGACGAUGGAGAAGGAUGGAUAGAUGGAAACGAGGUUGCAACUUAUUCGUACUGAACCAUAAUUUAUGUGCAAUGGCGCGUGUGUGUUGUUUUCUUUUGGCAAUUUUGAAUGAACGUGAUUUAUUUAUUGAUAUAUACCCUGAUACUUUUAUCCAAAUUAACCUUUGCAUAUUUUUAAAGAUGUUUUGUGUACUAUAUUUUAUAUUUUUAUGUAUUUUAAAUGAGUUAAGUGCCAAUUAUAUACAGAAUUAACAUAAAUCUAUUUUUAGCGCGUGCUAUACAAUAUUUUCAAUGAAACUAACGAAGAUAACGCAAUGAAUAUGAUACACUAUACAUAUUAUGUAAAUCGAUUGCGUGCGUAAAAACUAUUUUAAAGGCCUAGUCCUAAACAAAUCUAAAUGAAAUAUAAUAUUUUUUAUAACUGCUUCCAAAACAAA
Messenger RNA from Drosophila ficusphila, 5691 nucleotides. RefSeq names its product F-actin-uncapping protein LRRC16A (gene LRR). The record is from RefSeq and is a predicted model, not a curated record. The coding region runs from base 732 to 5126 and encodes 1464 amino acids. Gene Ontology annotation, cellular component: lamellipodium; plasma membrane. Gene Ontology annotation, biological process: regulation of Arp2/3 complex-mediated actin nucleation; cell migration. NCBI's taxonomy places the organism in Eukaryota, Metazoa, Arthropoda, Insecta, Diptera, Drosophilidae. Gene Ontology annotation, molecular function: protein binding. The transcript has 21 exons.